GGACCUUGUAGCCGGGAAGGGCGUUCUUUUUGCGGUCAGACAGCGCAGUCAUUCCAAGGGGUGGGUCCUCCGGCGCAGAAAGGAAAACCCACCUUUUUCAUUGUUGGGGACGCGGUGGAAUGUGAUGGUUUGAUCUUACAGCACAGGGAAUGUGAACGUGGAGAAAAGACACAGAGAAAGCAAUCCGGUCAGAGUGAUAAAUAAUACAAUCUCCCCUCAUUUUUGCUCCCGGGUACGUCUAGCCAGCCGACGAGUAUGUGGAAGAACUUGUGUUCACCGUCACCGAGUCAUCUUGUUCGCUUCAACUACUCUCCGUAUCAAAUCGCGUGAACUUGUGGAUUACCUGCGUUUCGCGCUUCUCGCCAAGGCACGCGAUAGAUGGAGACGUGUUGGGGACCCGGAGGAGUGUAGUUCAUGAAGACGCUUUCUUUUAAAAAAGGAAAAAUGAUGGUUUCCCCUCCUCAAAACCCAACGGUUGUCCCUUGACGCUACAAGAAGACAACAAUAAGACAAAAAGGCCCCCCAUUGUGAAGAACCAACAUCUCCCUUCCUUCAUCCAUUCUUCUGGAGUGGAGUACUAACCAGGACACCAGGGAUUGUUGCUGCUACUUCCAACACAAAUGUUGGCUUUCCAAAACCUUGUCAAAUAACUUUGAUCAGAAAUCAAGACCGCGCAUCGACACCUCCGUACCCACCAUGUCUGAGCACAAGGACAUGACGAACCGCCACCUGCGGCAUAAGCUGCAGAGCCUCGGGCGACGGCUGGACGAGUUGGAGGAGGCCACCAACAAGCUGCAGAAGUCUGAGGACGAGCUGGUCGAGCUGCAGGACAAGAUCAUACAGGCGGAAGGCAGCAACUCCUCACUGCUGGACGAUGCAGAGGCUCUGAGAAAGAGGCUCCUGAAGAUCCAAGGGAAGGACGAGGAGGUCCGCAAGUGCGAGGACCUCUGCCGCACAGUUCGGGAGAAACUGGAGGAGGAGGAGAGCCUCACCCAGCAGCUGAAGGCUGAGAUCGAACGUCUGCAGCGGCGGAUGGCCGAACUGGAGAAGCUGGAGGAAGCGUUCGGAAAAAGCAAGUCAGACUGUAGCCAGCUGUGUCUCAGCCUCAACGAGGAGAAGAACCUCACCAAGAAGCUCUCGUCUGAGUUGGACACCCUCAAGGCCCGUUUGAAGGAGAUGGAGGCGUCUGAGGUCAGGCUGGACAAGGCGGAGCAGGCCUUGGCUGCCGAGUUGGACAAACUCAAAGGCUUCACCCAGACUUUUGUGAGCGAGCGCAAGAGGCUACUGGAGAGCCAGAGGGACAACGAGAAGACCAUUCUGAAGCUGACGGAAAAAGUGGAACAUCAGAGGAAAGCGGGAGACCCCGGACUCGGGGACUUCAGGAAGUCGUGCAUCGAGGACGAACUCUCCGGGGGCCUCUUCAACAGCCGGCUGAACCAACGCAAACGAAGCCUGGACUACCUGAAGUCCUCGGAGGACAACGUCGGCCUACGGAACGAGAAGAACAGCGGCCUAGAAGGUCAGAGGGAGGAGGACAACAAAGUGAAAGAGCUGAGCCAGGAGGUGGAGAGGUUAAAGAACCGCCUCAAACAACUGGAGAUCGUCGAGGCGGACCUUAAGAACUCAGAGUCCAAGAACGGAGAGCUCCAGGAGAGGUUCCAGGUGGAGUGCACCAGAGCGCGACAACUGGGCGAGCAGGUGGAACAGCUCCAGACGCAGCUCUGCUCUAACGGGGACACGGAUAAUAAUGGCAGUAGCCACGGCAACAGGAACCCCAACCCGUGCCCCAAAACCCCUGCCAAAGUCCACGAGAACGGCAAGGCUGAGAACGAGGAGAUCAACGUCAAGGGGGGCUUCAGGGUCGAGAAGCCCAAGUACAGGAGCGCCGCAGCCCCCUCGGAGCCCGGCUCCCCUAAAGCCAAGAACCGGGAGCUGUCUCCUCAGCACAGGAGGGAGACCCGUCUGCGGAGCAGAGAGCCGAGCCAUCCGGACGAGAGCUCGACCAAUGCUGGAAGGAGAGCCGUCAGUCCCGCGCACAAAACCAGGAGGACGCCAAAGACCCCGACGACCACCCCCUCUGAUAACGGCUUGAGAGAAACCGGAAGAGCAAUGGCUGAGAGGGCAAGAGAAGGGGCUUCACGCGGCGCCUCCGGAAGCACGUCCUCCGGUGAAGGCAAGAAGCCUUCGGUCUUAAGCCGCUACCCCCCAGCGGCGAAUGAUCAGAAGCACUGGAAGAGCGCCAAGAAGGAGACCGAGGUAGAGAGCAAGAAGAGCAAACUGGAGACGCGGUCCAAGGUGUACAGCGGCAGCGACAGCGAGUCCAACCAAUCUGACGGCAAAGCCAACAGCGUCUCCUCUCAGGACAAGGACUCUAUCUUUGCGUCCGAUCUGGACCUGGACGCGGUCAAGGAGUCCGUCACUGUCCCCCUCUUGGCGUCGAAGGCCAACGGAUCCUACACCGCUUACAGGUCCCACGUCACGCCACUGUUGCCCGGCGACCAGGGGUCAGAAGGGGGUCACUCCUCCUCCGCCUCCGAGACGGAGUCCACCGGAUCUAGGCGGUCGGAUCCCGACCGGGGGACCGAGGCGUCCACCGUGACCACGGGGAGCGCCAGGACCGCCACCCCAAGGUACCCCCGGUACUCUGGCGUCCGCGACCCCCCCUCGGAGGGCUCCUCCACCAGGAGCUCCUUCGACGAGGAGCUCCACAGCCGAGGGCCCCAGGCCGACCCCACCCCGUCGGGCAUCGACCUCCGCCGGACGUGCAGCCCGCGGGAGGCGCUGAGGUCCAAGGCCGUCAUCAAGCCGGCCAUCGUCGAGAGCGACCGGAAGGAGGUGAUGAUGUCAGAGGCGUCGGCCACCAACGGCAAACCCAAGAUCUCGACCAAGCCCGUGGCGAUCACCGCCGCCGGUAAGAUGACCAGCAGCAUCACCAUCUACCCCAACGACCCCGGCUCCUCCAGGACCAGCAGUCGCAGCAGUAGCGUGUCCAGCGAGCCCAUGUCGGGCAGGGAGCGACACACCUCGACUAGUAACAUCCUCAUAGGCCCCAGCAUGGAGCACCGCGGCAGCAUCUCCAUACCGUACGAAAUCUCCAUCCCCAAGAGCGACAUCCCGCUACGCACCUGCCCGGACUACGACGACCACGCCCCAGAAGACCUGCUCCCAUCCAGGUCCGGCCUCUACGACACCUCCAGGCUGGACACCACCUCCAGGCUGGACACCACCUCCAGGCUGGACACCACCUCCAGGCUGGACACCACCUCCAGGCUGGACACCACCUCCAGGCUGGACACCACCUCCAGGCUGGACAACACCCCCAGGAUAGACACCACCUUCAGGCUGGACACCACCUCCACGAGCCGUCUCCUCUCCAACCGCAGCGCCUUCAGCCUCCUGUCCCCGGAAGGCCCAAGCACCACCACCUCCACCCCGGCGGACUUCAGCUACGACCCCGAGUCGGGCUUCGAGGGCAGAACCCCCGCCGCCGCCGCCGCCCCGCUCAGCAGCUGGAGGAGCCAGACGUACGGCCUGCCCCUGCAGGAGGACAGCCUGCAGGACCUGAGGCACGUGACGGUGAGGAGUACCUCGAGGAACCGGCUAGGCGUCAGCCCCAGCCCUGCGUCCACUGACCCCUGCGUUCGGGGGAAGACCAGUCCCCUGGGGCACGGUGAUUUCGGAGGAGGCUGGGACGAGGAGGUGGCUACGUGCAAGGCCUACAGGGCCAACAGCGUCCUGGACGCAGAGGAGACGGGGAACGGCAGGAUGGGCGCCGGCGCUGGCGGGACGGCGCUCAAGGGAGCCAAGGCGUCACCCGCUGAUCUGUAUAUGCGAAAGAUUAACCAUGCCCCCGGCACCAGAGAGGUCCAGGAUCCUGGCGCCCGCCGGCUCAAGAGCUCCACGUCCCCCUCCUCAGAGGUGGCCGGGCUGGGCAGAGCCAUCGCUCACGAGCCCCUCAGCUCCCAGACAUGGGGCCGGUCGUUCUCACCAGCCGCGCCCGCAGAGCGCCCAGACCCCGUCCCGGACCCCCGGCACAGCCCGGCCUCCUGGAGACGCCCCACGCCCCCCGGCGCUGAUUCCCCCCGCCUGGGCACCUCCUACGACCGGGGCCACAAGACGGCGGGGGUCUCCCCCAGGGAGCCGUGGUCCAGCAGGGGUCAGGGGUCAUUGGACCUGGGGGAGGGGAGGAGCGGGCCGGGGAGCCGUCCCUGGGGCCGGGAGCGCCAGGCGGACCGCCACUAGAGCAGCGGCGCUGGAUCGGACGUUCCCACCGGGGAGGCUCGCACUCAAUCUCAACUGCUCCAGGAAGGCCCCCGGGGGGGUCCCCAACAAACCCUCCUGGCUGCCCCCUCCUCCACCUCCACCACCA
Messenger RNA from Gadus morhua (Atlantic cod), 4369 nucleotides. RefSeq names its product leucine zipper protein 1 (gene luzp1). The coding region runs from base 697 to 4242 and encodes 1181 amino acids. The record is from RefSeq and is a predicted model, not a curated record. The transcript has 8 exons. NCBI's taxonomy places the organism in Eukaryota, Metazoa, Chordata, Actinopteri, Gadiformes, Gadidae.